CAUUCUUGAUAGUAGAGCAGUAACGUAAACUGCAUCUAGUAGUCACUCAAGGCCCGCACACAGCAGCUCGAUCGCUCACCGCUCAUCACACAACUGCUGCUGCUUUUUCGUCACCUAGGCUGCAAGGUCACGUUGAACUAAUUUGAUAGGUAGCAUCGCGCUGCCUGCGAUCAUUAACAGUGGUGCCUAUUUGGUUUCUUUUGUCGUUUCUCGCUGCCCCCGUUUCACGCGCCCACGCGCGCUGACUGAAUUGCUAUACAAGGAUGGACCCAGAUGCUGCCAAGCGUCUUGGGGCGCCACCCAGCGGCGGGUGCGUCGUGACGAUUGGCGACAUUGCGCCGACCGUCCUCGCCGAACUCAAGCCCCCAAAGCCACCGGCUCCAGCGCCAGCAGCAAAGCCACCUACACCCACCGGCGUCAAGCCUCGAGGUGUGUCGCUGCGGCAGGCCGCGAGUCGCGCUCGCGCAUGUGUGUCCCUCGCAUGUGCGGCUAGUGCGGCACGCCACGCCACGCCCUGAAAGCGCAAUAUGUAGAUAGUUUAUGACCUUGAUCACGUAUAUGCAUUCUUGUGAUGUCGAAAUACUUGGCGACAUGGUUCGUAGACGAGCAGCCUCCUGCAAACUUGCUCGCUCGCCCCAUGCCAGCGGGCCUUGCCUUGCCCGCCAUGGCGGUUCCGCGACUCGGCUUUGGUUGUUCCCGGGCAAGUUUUUAACAAACAGGCGCUGCAAUCAAUCUUCCCCAUGACAGGGCUGCUGAUGCCAACGCUGGCGCUCCUCAUCAUGAUCAUUCCCUUGAUCGCCCUGUGCCUGCCCGUCUACCUCACCUCCGCCAAGCAGCGGGAGGCCGAGCGCGACUCGCAGGCCUUCGUCUGCCAACUCUACACCCAAAACAACCCCUCGCCUCGCGCCUCUGAGGCUCUCGACACCUUCACUUUUCCCGAGGGCCUGUCUCUGGGCGCUCCGCUGUAUGAGACUUGGGUCGUCUGGGCUGUCACCGAGUCCAUCGCCGACAGCUACCCCAACAGUACAGACGCCCGGACGGCCUUGGACGAGGUGCAAGCGAACUUUACGGCCCUCGAGAUCACACACUUCUCCGAGCUCCAGCAGAACUGCAGUGCGGUGGGGGACUAUGUGUGGGGAAGCAAGGCGCUCACGACCCGUCGGCGCUCGGGCGCGAACAGCCUGAAGCACCUGGACCCCGACGUCGCCCCGGCCAUGCGCUACUUUGUGGAACGGCAGCGGCAGCCCCUGGCCCCCAGCUACGACAACGAGACCGGGCAGCUGGUGGAGCCAGACCAGUACGGCAUCGCGCUGGUGGCCGUCAUCAACUCCACACUCGUGAACCUGGACGUAAGCACCAACGCCGCCACGAUGAGCUUCGAGCUGCGUACGGUGUCGUACAGCGACGGGGACGUGCAGGUGGUGGACGAGCGCGGCCGCAUCUCCGCACCGGGGGUCACUGUCAAGUCAGACGUGAGUAGCUGAUGACGUACGGCUGGUGCCAGCAGGGUCCAGCGACAGCCAGGGACGGGCGGGCAAGGUCCUGCCACCAUCCUGUGUGUGUGGCGGGGGGGGAGGGUGGGGUGUGGGCGUGUGGGAGUGGGUGUGUGGGAGUGGGUGUGUGGGAGUGGGUGUGUGGGAGUGGGAGUGGGUGUGGGUGUGGGUGUGGGUGUGGGUGUGGGUGUGGGUGUGGGUGUGGGUGUGGGUGUGGGUGUAUGUGGGUGUACGUGUGGGUGUGGGUGUGGGUGUAGGUGUAGGUGUGUGCGUGUGAGAGAGAGAGAGUGUGUGAGAGUGAGUUGUAUCAAGAACGCAGGUCCAUGUGUAUAUAUGCGCUGGUUUGUGAUGCAUUUUUAUAAUCUCGCCGCCGCGUGCUGUGCAGGUCAUUUCUUCGAGCGGCGCCGGUGACCUUACCAUGAAGACUGGCGACCGUCUGGGUAAGCCAACACGCGUGUCGGUGGUUGGGCUCAAUGAGUCCGCGGGACGAGGCGCUUGUAACGACGGGGAAAC
This is a messenger RNA of Chlamydomonas reinhardtii, 2006 nucleotides long. RefSeq lists its product as uncharacterized. Lineage: Eukaryota; Viridiplantae; Chlorophyta; Chlorophyceae; Chlamydomonadales; Chlamydomonadaceae. The coding region runs from base 741 to 1484 and encodes 247 amino acids. The record is from RefSeq and is a predicted model, not a curated record. The transcript is spliced from 5 exons.